Messenger RNA from Monascus purpureus, 2471 nucleotides. NCBI's taxonomy places the organism in Eukaryota, Fungi, Ascomycota, Eurotiomycetes, Eurotiales, Aspergillaceae. The record is from the annotation of a GenBank genome assembly.
CUGAAUCGUCCGGGGGAAAUGCCAGAAAACGACAGUUACAAGCUUUCAAAUCAAUUCAAAGCUGUCUGUGACAAACUGGAGGCUCUCCAGCGCGAAACACUUGGGCUCACCGGGCGUAUCAAGGAGCUUGAAGCAGCAGCAGCAGCAGCAGCCGCAUCGACUUCUUCCCCGCUCUCUUCCUCUAUGACCCCCAUCGCCGGGUCAGCUUCGCAGGUACCAUCAAAGCCCGUGCCCUUAUCUGGUUCCGAUUUGGGUCGGAUCUUGAACCCUCCUAGGUCGCCUACGUUCGUUGGGCCUACUAGUGCUGAGUUCGGCCUGGCGGCCGCGUCGGGCUUAUUGGACCCGCAUGCUUCUGGGAAUGAGUCUGAAGAUGGAAGUGGAAGAGCUUCCAAAUACGAGUCGGAAGGUGAACAAGAAAGUGCACAUAAUAACCAGGAUGGCGAUCCUCUUGUAAGUCUCGGACAGGCUCAAGCCCUGCGUUUGAUAGAGGUUUAUGAGGACGUGGUCGGCAUCAUGUAUCCAUGCGUGGACUUGGAAAGCGUGCGUGAAUACACCAGAGCUUUCUAUAACGGUGACCACGCCAGCAUCGACGCAUCCCCCAAACGAGCUCUCACCUUGCGCGGAGGUUCGGUUGAAGAGCAGCCUCCCGGCGAAUCUGGCGACCAGGAUUGGUUUUAUGCACGUGAUGUCCAGGUUCUGAAACUCAUCCUUGCUAUCGCGCUGCUGGCAGAAUCUCAUGGCCGGAGUGAGUGGGCAGCGCAGCUGGCGGAUAGUGUUGAGGAUAUAUUCGCGACUCGGUUAAAGAUUGCGACGGUUGACAUGAAAGAAGUUCUCAUUUUGACAUUGCUGUCGAUUUUCCAUUCCUAUCGGGAUGAUGAAGUUUACGCAUGGCGUCUCAGCGGGAUGGCCAUUCGGGGCUGCAUGGAAAUAGGACUCCACUGCCAGGAGACUUGGUCUAAAAGCGGGGGCUGCUUUUCAGGCGAAUUGCGUUCGAAGUGGGCGAGUCGGCUGUGGUGGUGUCUCUACGUGCUGGAUAGACAGUUUAGUUUUGGAACGGGUUUGCCUGCUUCUAUUCAAGAUUCUGAUAUGGAUACGGACCUCCCUGGGCCCGGAGACUCCUCUCCAUAUCUUACAUGCAUGAUCUCCUAUGCACGUCUCAUCCCCAAAGUCUGGAAUUUCGUCGUUGGGUGGCGCCGUCGGCCUCGAGUGCGUACGACUGACACCUGCUCCUAUCUGGAUUAUCAAGUGCGGGUAUGGGUUCAGUCUAUUCCCCCAGAUCUUCAAUUCGACCCGACCUGGCGAUCCUUGUCUGGACCACGACAUACAGGACGCGUCAUGACACUACAGGUGCUUCUCGCACUGCAAGCCAACCAUCUCCGUAUCCUACUCUACAGACAGAACCUCUUGAACAGCAGUUACAUCGAGAUGGAUGUCUCCGGCGCAUCCACGGCUGUGGAUGCGGCCAAGAAUACUAUCCAUAUGAUUGAUUAUUUCAGUCAAGUUGUCCCGGUUUACUUCCAGCACCCGGAACCAUUUAAUUAUUUCCUUCUUUCCGCCCUGGCAGCCUUAUUCCUGGCCGUGCUGCAUGCGCCUGCUCGGUUUAGUCAAGUUUGUCGGUCUGAAUUCUACAUGGCUGUGGACCUAGUCAGGCGAUCGUCUACUCGGGUUGAGACGUCAAGACGCCUGCAGAAGAUUAUCCGCAGUCUCAAACUUAUACAGAGGAACCUAAAUCUGGAGCAAGGAAAGUCCAGGAGUGGAAACAGAAGCUCGAAAAGUAUCAACGCCACAACUAUUCCAGGAACCCCCAGCUCCCAUAAUGUCGGUGUGAAAGAUAUCCAUCCCCGGCCUCCAGUCAAUCCCCAAAUACCUUCGCUUGCGCAGUUACCAUCACCAGACGAAGCACCCAUCUUUCCCGCCCUGUCCCCGGUUACCGGUGAUACGGCCGUAGGAAUUGGGAACACUAGCUGUGACGACUUGACCAAUUUCUUUGAGAUAGCCGGUGCAUACUUCCUUGAGCCGCGUGAGACUACUACGCCUGCACCGGCACCAGACAUAGGAGGACAAAUGAACACGUCCACUCUUUGCUGUGAUGCCGUGCGUGAUAGUCUUGACAAUGGGGAUUCGAAUUUGCCGAGAGUUAGUACGGAUAUAAGCAACCCGGUGGACGGUGUGGAUUUCAGUCAAGUUCCGGGUAUGGAGUUUUUUCAGGCAGAGGAUGAGUCGUUGACGCAGAUCGUGGCCGGGUUGUUGUGAGGGCAGUUGUCAUCGACAGUUCUCGCAAGCCCUACAAAUAUGGGGAUUCUAAGAUGAUUGGCGUUCUAUUCUUUCGAGGAGAACGCUCUGUUAUUUUUUUUAUUUUUAUUUUUAUUUUUUUCGUUUUCCUGGAGGCAAAUGGCAUCGUUGAAUGUCUCAUAGGGGCUGAUAUAAACUUGUCCCUCCAAAAGAUCACCAUUGAAUUAACAGACUUGUUC